Drosophila albomicans is the source of this 2722-nucleotide messenger RNA. RefSeq lists its product as uncharacterized. NCBI's taxonomy places the organism in Eukaryota, Metazoa, Arthropoda, Insecta, Diptera, Drosophilidae. The record is from RefSeq and is a predicted model, not a curated record. The transcript has 2 exons. The coding region runs from base 340 to 1764 and encodes 474 amino acids.
AACGGUCACACUGUCGCCACUGCACACAACCAACCAACCUAGCUAGCGCUAUAAAAGAUUUGCAAAAGACGAAAACAGUGAAAGCGGGUGUGAAAAAGCAGGCGAAUAGAGAUAAGAAACAAAACUAGAAAAGUCAACGCAAGCAGCAGCGGCGCGCCGUCAAGACAGCGCUAGCCGCUGGGGCUGGUUUUAAAUGGAUUAAGUGUUUUGCCUCGCACAUCAUCAAGCAGCGAGCAGAGAUAACAAUAAACGGGGGUUGUGGGGAAGGGGCAAAAAACGAAGCGCUGCUAUACGGAAGGAAACACAAGGGGAACGGAAACUACAACGGGAACUGGAACCAUGUCUUCGGCCGUCAAUAUACAAAUCGUGUCAAUGCCAAAUCUGGCGAAGAUCGAGAACUUCUUGAAAGAUGUGAGCUAUCGCGAAACGAUCGAAUACAGCGCCAACUUCAAUACACGCCUCUGUAUCGAGCGGCGAUUGCGCUUGCCGUUCCUCGAUCCGCAGACGGGAGUUGCGCAAAACCAUUCGCAGCUGUUUAUGGACAAGCGACAACGAAUGCCGGGCUUUCGUCAGGGCCAAAUCUACACGUAUCCCGCGACACGAUGGCGCAAGAGUCGUCGUCAAUAUUUGUCCAAAAUGUACAGCAGCACACACAACAACCACAAUCAUAAUCACCAUAACCAUAACAACAACAACAACAAUAGGUUUCCCGAGCGUCCGUUUCAGGCGCUGCGCAAAGAGCAUGAAGCAUUGGUGGCCAGCGGCAUUAAUAUUGGCGGCGUUGGCAUCACUGGCUUAGGCAUUGCUGGCAGCAUUGGCAGCAUUGCUAGCGGUGCCAACAGCAGCAGCUCAACGCUGAGUCUCAACAUGCUGACAGGAGGCAGUGGUGGAGGAGGAGCAGGCGGCGGUGGCGGCGGCGGCGGCACAUCGACAACGCCAACAGUGCUGAGCACGUUGCAUAGCGAUACAACGCAUGACUUUAAUGGUGCAUUCAGUAUGGAGGAAUCAUGCUCGCUAGGCGCCGCCGGCGGCGACACUUCCGACAGCAAGGAUAGUCAAUUGCAAACCCAACAACAACAGCAGCAGCACCACCAACAAUCAUCAAAGGAUGAGCUGCCCAAGGAGUGGUUCUACGAUGAAAUGGACAUGAACGAUGUGGACUCACUGGAGGAACCAAAAUCACCGGCCGACGAUGAAUACGACUAUGAUCCGCGCUAUGGCAACAAGAAGCGACGCAAGCGACGCCCCGGAAAACGGGCCGCAACAACACACACUAGCGGCGACACGUCCAGCGCUGGCAACAGCAGCGCGGCCCGACGACGCAGCGCAGCGACACGAACGCGUAUCGCGACCACAGAUGCCGCGCUCGAUGCCUCACUGGAUGCCAUCGAGGCGGGCGAACUAGGCGGUGGCAGCGGAGGCGGCUCAUCAGCCGCCAAUAGUGGCGGCGGCGGUGGUGGUGGUAGCAGCGGCCGCCGAUCUCGUGUGGCAGGCGGCACACGAGGGCGACGACGUGCCAACAACAAGGCUGGCACAAUGUCAAGCGGCACAACGUCUAGCGGUGGUGGUGUUGGUGGCGGUGCCGGAGGUGGUGCGAGUGGCAUGCCCAACAGCAGCAGCAAUACAUGUGAUCCGCCCAGUCCGGGCCUGGUUAAUGAGCCGCCAUCGUUUGAGAGUGCUGCUGCUGCUGUAGGUGUCGGUGUAAGCGGCGUUGCUGGCGAGGAUGGCAACGCACAUUUGCGCAAUUAUCGCAAGUAUCUGUAACAUCAUCAGCAACAGUAGGUGGCACCUACAGAAGCAACCUGCCAAUCAACCAACUAAGCAACCAACCAACCAACCAAGCUAGACCUUUCAUCAAUCUAUCUACCUACCAAACUAUAAUGUAUAACUACGUAUCUGUUUAUUGCAUUCGUUUCUUUAACGGUGAUUACUAUCUAUAUAUUUUUUGCAAACAUACAUAAUAUGUAAUUUAAAGUUAGUUUAAGGCUUAGUUUAUUAGUUCCUUAUGCAAACGACCCCCACCCCAAAAACCACAAACCCCCAGCACAUUAAUUAAAAAAGAAAACAAAAAAAAAACCAAAACCUAACUUGCAACAAGCACAACACAUCCAAGCAGGCCAGGCCAGGCAUAGAUAAAUUCUAAGUAAUUCUACUGGUAAACACAACAAAGCAAAAACUCUGUCGCCUAUUCAUCUAAUUGUACGUUCCCAUAGCCAAUUGAUUGUUGAUCUUAUCUAAAGUAUAAACACAGACACAUAUAUAUCUAAUAUAUAUAUAUAGAUAUAUAUAUUAACAUAUGCAGCAACUUUACUUAAUCGCAAAUGCGUCCAAUUUACUCGCAACCUCUUAACGGUUUUUCUUUCAUUGCCGCCACAUUUAAAAUAUUUCAAAAUUUUUCCAAUUUCUUGAUUAUGUUUCAUCUAUUUCUUCCUCUAUUGUAGUUGCAGUUUAUUUAAUUUAUAUUUAGUUGAAAUUUUUUUUUUUUAAAUCCAUUGGCGUAAUGUAUUCUUAGGAAGUGUGGUAGGGUUUUAGGGUUCCAGUCCAAGUCCAGCGCGAAAUACAAUAGAAAAAACAUAAAAAAACAAAAAAAAAAUCAAAAAACAAAAGAAUACAAAAAAACUAAAAGAUUUCGUAAACCAAAAUUUUUUCUCUAGGAGUAGUAAGUUUCUUAUGGAAAACGAGAGAGAGAGCUGAAAUACAAAAUAAUAAAAAAAAUACAAAA